Messenger RNA from Diuraphis noxia (Russian wheat aphid), 672 nucleotides. RefSeq lists its product as uncharacterized. The record is from RefSeq and is a predicted model, not a curated record. NCBI's taxonomy places the organism in Eukaryota, Metazoa, Arthropoda, Insecta, Hemiptera, Aphididae.
AUGUACGACUAUCACUAUAAUGUUAUGCAGAGGCAUUAUGGGGAUAGAAUCAAUCUCAUUUAUACUGACACAGAUUCAUUAGUGUAUCAUAUUGAUACUGAAGAUUUUUAUGUAGAUUUGGUGGCUAAUCGUAACUCGUUGGACCGGAUGGACACUGCUAACCUGCCCAGUGACCAUCCGUGUKAUGUGGCAGAUAGGAAGAAGAGUCCGGGAUUCUUUUCCGAUGAAGUCGAUGGCAAUGUGGUGACAGAGUUUUGUGCACUGCGUGCCAAAUCGUAUGCAUUCAAUGUAUAUGCUGGAGAGGGCAAUGUAGAGGGGAGAGAGAGAAUCAAAGCCAAGGGGAUCAGGUCUAAUGUGGUUAAGAACCAUAUGACUCUUGAAGAUCAUAGGAAGUGUUUGUUUGGUGAAGAGGGAGUAGAAUUACACAGGGCGAACGUGUCAAUACGGUCAUUCAACCACCAGCUUAUGACAAUAAAAACUAAUAAAUUAACAUACAACAGCUACGAUGACAAGAGGAUAGUAUUACAAGAUAAAAUACAUACAGUAGCACAUGGGCAUUAUAAUGAUCUUAAUUGGCCUGAGCUUGAAGAUGAGGUGGAUGAUGGUGAACAGAAAUGGAUCGAUGAGGAAAAAGAAAUGAUGAGAGAGCUACUGCGUCAUAUGGUAGAUUAA